This is a messenger RNA of Sphenostylis stenocarpa, 981 nucleotides long. The record is from the annotation of a GenBank genome assembly. Lineage: Eukaryota; Viridiplantae; Streptophyta; Magnoliopsida; Fabales; Fabaceae.
AUGGCGAAGGAGUUGUUGACUCUUGAUGAUGCCACCACCUGCACAUCUUGGAAUUUUUCCGGUACCAGACUCGCUGCUGCUUCCGCCGAUGGCACGCUCUCAAUCUUCGAUUCCCGCAAUCCACCUUCUUCUUCCUCCCUCCGCUCUACUUUUAAAUUUAGGGUUCUAGAAGGGAACAUCGUCAAGAUUGUUUGGGUUCCGCCAGAAUAUGGAGAUGCAGUUGCGUGUAUUUCCGCCGAUGGAAUUGUGUCAUUGUGGGAGGAGGUUGCAGAAGAUACCCAGUCUCUUCAGUGGAAGAUGUGCAAAAGCUUUGGAAACAGUUCAAACAAAGUCCUUGAUGUUCAAUUUGGGAUCUCUUUGACUUGUUUGAAAAUGGUUGCUGCAUAUUCAGAUGGCAAUAUAAGAGUUUUUGAGCUCUUGGACCCCUUAGAACUUAGAAACUGGCAGCUUCAGGCUGAAUUUCAAAAUGUUAUCGAAUCAGUGUCUGCAUUUGGAAAGGCUUCAUGCCUCUCUGCAUCCAUUUCUUGGAAUCCACAAAAAGGUGGAAGCCAAGAAUCAAGCUUCCUUAUAGGUUUUAAUUCAAAUACAUCAGAGCUUAAUUCUUCCAAGGUAUGGGAAUUUGAUCAGGCUCAUCAAAGAUGGCUCCCGGUAGCAGAAUUGGCACUUCCUGAAGACAAGGGUCAUCAGGUUUAUGCUGUGGCAUGGGCACCAAAUAUUGGCAGACCGUAUGAGAUCAUAGCGGUUGCAACUGACAAGGGACUUGCGAUAUGGCAUGUAGGAUUGAACCCUGAUCAUGAUGGAAGACUUCCAGUAAAGAGAGUUGCACUACUGUCAGGUCACGAGGGCAUGGUGUGGCAAAUGGAGUGGGAUAUGAGUGGAAUGACUUUGGCUACUACAGGUGAAGAUGGAAUGGUCCGAUUAUGGCAGUCUAAUCUCAAUGGUGUUUGGCAUCAGCAAGCUGCAUUUGAACCCAUUUCGUAG